AUGGCAUCAAGAGCAAUAGUUCAACAACAAGCCAGAGGCGAAGAUGUAAUUGGGGGAGGAAAGCAGCAGAAGAAGAACGGUGUAGCGGAUGGAAAGAAUCGCAAGGUGUUGGGUGAUAUUGGGAAUUUGGCCAAUGUAAGAGGAGUUGAAGUCAAGCCUCAUCGCCCCAUCACAAGGAGUUUUGGUGCCCAACUACUUGCCAAUGCACAAGCCGCAGCAGUUGUUGAGAAUAACAAGAAACAAGCUUGUGCUAAUGUCGCUGGUCCUGCUCCUGUUGCCGUGGCCAAGAGAGUCCCCAAGCCGGCUCAGAAGAGAGUUACUGUUAAACCAAAACCUGAGGAAGUCAUUGACAUUGAAGAUAGUCCAGUGAAGGAGGUCCAGCAAGACAAGAAAAAGGAAGGAAAUGCCAAGUCCAAGAAGAAAUCACAAGCUUAUACUUCAGUGCUGACCGCUAGAAGCAAGGCAGCAUGUGGCAUAACCAACAAACCAAAGGUGAAUAUUAUUGACAUUGAUGCCAGUGAUGUUGACAACGAACUUGCUGCUGUGGAGUAUAUUGAUGAAAUUUACAAGUUCUAUAAACUUGUUGAGCACGAAAGCCGCCCCCAUUACUACAUAGAUUCACAGCCUGAGAUAAAUGAGAAGAUGAGAGCUAUUCUGGUUGAUUGGCUGAUAGAUGUCCACAGCAAGUUUGAACUUUCACUUGAGACCCUUUACCUGACCAUCAAUAUAAUCGAUCGAUUCCUAUCUGUGAAGACUGUUCCAAGGCGGGAGCUGCAAUUGGUUGGCAUCAGUGCCAUGCUGAUGGCAUCGAAGUAUGAAGAAAUCUGGCCACCUGAGGUUGAUGACUUUGUCCGCCUCUCAGAUAGGGCUUACACUCAUGAACAGAUACUUGUUAUGGAGAAAAUCAUACUGGGAAAGUUGGAAUGGACGUUGACUGUUCCCACACCUUAUGUCUUCCUUGUGCGUUUUAUCAAGGCAUCAGUCCCAGAUCAAGAGUUGGAAAUCAUGACUCAUUUUCUGUCUGAGUUGGGAUUGAUGCACUAUGACACCUUGAUGUAUAGCCCAUCAAUGGUUGCUGCCUCAGCAGUCUUUGCAGCUAGAUGCACUCUGAAUAAGACUCCCCUUUGGAAUGAGACACUUAAGCUGCACACGGGUUACUCACAAGAACAACUUAUGGAUUGUGCUAGACUAUUGGUGAGUUUCCACUCCACUGUUGGGAAUGGAAAGCUUAAGGUUGUGUUCAAAAAGUAUUCUGAUCCUCAGAAGGGAGCUGUUGCUGCGCUCCCACCAGCUAAAUAUCUUCUGCCAGAAGGUGUUGUAUCCCAACAGAGUUAG
Molecule: messenger RNA, 1335 nt
Organism: Sphenostylis stenocarpa
Lineage: Eukaryota; Viridiplantae; Streptophyta; Magnoliopsida; Fabales; Fabaceae
Source: the annotation of a GenBank genome assembly